AUCAAGAAUUAAUCAAUGUUACAUUAGAAGCAUUUCAUAAUCUAUCUAAAAAUACUGAUAUUCGUACAAUCAUGAAAAAUCGUCAAUUAACUUCGCUCUUUUACAAUUUUACAUCUACUCAAAAUAUUGAAGAACGAAAAUUAGCAUUUAGUAUUCUUGCAGAAAUUAUGGAUGAAAAAGAAAUAAAUGAAAAACCAAAUGAAAUUACUAGUGUAUUUAUUGAUCAACUCAAACAACUCAAUCCAAAUGAAUACAAUCCAAAUAUGGAUAGUACUCUUUCAAGUCUCCAAGCAUUAAUGCAACAUGAACAAAUCAAAAAUCAAUUUAUUCAACAAAAUGGUGCACAAGCAUUAGUUUCUUUUAUUCGUGAUGGUGAUUCAAGUAAACAAUCUGAAACACAACAAGAAGAUGCUCUUAAAAUCCUUUGGUCAACUACAUUCAAUAAUCCUCAUAUAGUAAAUACACUUCAAAAUGAUGUGAAACUAAUGACACGAGUUAAUGAUAUCUAUCAUCAUGCAAAAGAAAAAGGAAAUGUUACAUUAGAAAAAGCAGCUGAAGGAUUGAUUUGGAAAGUUGAAAAAGAAGAAAAAUUCAAAGAAGAACAAGCAGCUGAAGCUGAACGAAAAAAAGAAGAGAAAAAGAAAAAAGAAAAAGCAAGUGGUGUAGUAGAGGAAGAAGAGGAAGAAGAAGAAAAAUAUGAUCUAAUGAUAUCAUAUUCAUGGGCAGAUAUGGACUUAGCUCAUCGUAUUUUUCAUCAUUUGACCGAAAAAUUAGGUUAUAAAAUAUGGCUUGAUCAAGAACAAAUGCAUGGAUCGACAAUUGAAGCAAUGGCAAAUGCAGUUGAUAAUGCUCAGUUUAUUCUUAUGUGUAUGUCAGACACAUAUAAACGAAGUGCAAAUUGUCAAUCAGAAGCUGAAUAUGCACAUAAUCGUAAAAAACAUAUUGUACCAUGUAAAAUGAAAAAAGAUUAUAACCCUGAUGGAUGGUUAGGUUUUAUAUUGGGUACACGAUUGUAUAUUGAUUUUGGAACAUAUGAAUUUGAAAAAGCAAUUGAACUACUUGAUAAUGAAAUUCAAUUACAAAAGAAAAAGCGUAAAGCAGCAAAAGAAGUAGCAAGAGUUGAAAGAAAAGCUAUUGCAGAGGAAAACGCUUCAAAAAAUGAAAGAAAAGUAUCACAAGCUCCGCCUGAAAUAAAACUGAAAAGUAGUUUGGGAAAUGUAUCAGAUUGGGAUGAAGUGAAUGUUCGAGAUUUCUUAUUAAAAGAAAAUCUUCUAUCGAUGAUACCACUUUGUAAUGGAAUUAAUGGAGAAGAAUUGAGAGAUUUGUAUGCUAUGUGUAAAUCAAAUUCAGCAUCAAUGUAUCGUUCAUUAAAAUUUGAACUUCUUCAUGGACAUCAUAGAAUAUUACCAGUCUCUACAUUUCUUCGUUUUAUGAGUCGUAUGCGUUCUGCUUGUGAUAAUGGAUCAUCAUCUAACACACAGACGGUAACCAAGAUUAAAGAAGAUCAUAUUCAAGAAGAUCCUAUUCAAGAAGAACCUACUUCGGAGGAAGACUAA
Adineta steineri is the source of this 1556-nucleotide messenger RNA. Lineage: Eukaryota; Metazoa; Rotifera; Eurotatoria; Adinetida; Adinetidae. The record is from the annotation of a GenBank genome assembly.